CAUGACCGGAAGCGAUGGAGGCGGCCAAGAUGGCGUCCCCCAAGAGCGCCCCGAAAGACGCGCAAGUGAUGGCGCAAAUCCUCAAGGACAUGGGCAUCACCGAGUACGAGCCGCGCGUCAUCAACCAGAUGCUGGAGUUCGCUUACAUGCCACCCCAGUCCUUCCCUGGGCACCUCCAGGGAUGGAGCCUCCCCCACCUCCCUGGGCAGCCCCUUGCAAUGCCUGMCYRCCCUUUCCAUGAAGAAAUUGCUCCUGAUACCCAGGAGGAACUAUCAGGUUUAACAUCAGGUAGUCAGAGGCACAASUCAGGCUUUGAUGUAGAUACUAAAGGGUAUUUUUUAGUUUGUGCUUUAGAGAGARAACRUUUCCUUUGCUGGGAAACACCRAAUGCCUCACUGAGRGCAUUUCCUCACUUUGCUGUUUAUYCCAAGCCAUUUCCUGAUUGUCUGGUUCUCUCCCUACAGGUCUCCUCCACAGCAGGCAGGAUCACAGUCCCUCGCCUGAGCGUGGGCGCCGUGAGCAGCAGGCCCAGCACUCCCACUUUGGGUACCCCCUCAGCCCAGACCGUGUCGGUGUCGGCCAAGGUGGGAGCGCCGGUGUCGCUGGCGGGGCAGCGCUUCACCGUGCAGAUCCCGUCCUCACAGCCUGCUGGCAAAUCAGCCACUCCCACCACUCCCACGGUGCAGAACGUCCUGAUCAACCCAUCCCUGAUUGGCCCCAAGAACAUCCUGAUCACCACCAACAUGGUCCCGCCCGGCGCCACCGCCGACCCCAACCCCCUCAAGAGGAAACACGAGGACGACGACGACUACGAUGCCUUGUGAGGGCACSGAGCCCUUCCUGCAGGAUUCAUGUGGGAUCACACGGGAUUCACAGGGGAUUUACAUGGGAUUCACACGGACACUGGAGGGUGGGCACAGGUGGGAGGUGUGGAAAUAAAAUGGAGAGUGUUUGUAACCCGGCCUUGGUGUCUUCUGCACACACCUGAGGGGUUCAGGCUCACSAGUGUGUUGCUGCUGUUCUUGCAGUACCUGUUUACAGUCUAUUUUCUGGCACAGUAAGCUGAAAGGUAUUUAUGAAAGUGGUCAUGCUUUGGAGGAAAGUUAUGACUGUUGGCUUCGGCCUUC
Malurus melanocephalus (red-backed fairy wren) is the source of this 1127-nucleotide messenger RNA. RefSeq names its product TATA-box binding protein associated factor 9b (gene TAF9B). The coding region runs from base 15 to 824 and encodes 269 amino acids. The record is from RefSeq and is a predicted model, not a curated record. Gene Ontology annotation, biological process: DNA-templated transcription initiation; RNA polymerase II preinitiation complex assembly. The transcript is spliced from 5 exons. Gene Ontology annotation, cellular component: SAGA complex; transcription factor TFIID complex. Gene Ontology annotation, molecular function: RNA polymerase II general transcription initiation factor activity; transcription coactivator activity; protein heterodimerization activity. Lineage: Eukaryota; Metazoa; Chordata; Aves; Passeriformes; Maluridae.